AUGGGCCAGCUUAAUUCACCAUCAUUGCCCAAAACAAAAGAAAAACAUGGCGCAAAAUUAGUACAAAAUAAAAUUGAACCAGUGGUCUUACAGUCUCCACCAAUAGCGGAAUCUGUGGCACGGUAUUCUUUGCCUAUUCCAUCGAGUAAGACAAAUGAAUUAGUAGGAGAAGGUGAAGAGAACAGGACUAUCAAGCAUCUGAAGUUGGUUGUUCCUACUUUGGAAAAAGUCUAUGGAUUUGGCUUUGAAAAUGAAGAACGAGUACUAGGAGAAGCAGUCAAGGAAGAGCACCAUAUUUUGGAAUCUCUGUUUAAGUGGUUUCAGCGACAGUUCAAUAAUGGAAGACAUAGUCUUUUAGAAAAAGAUCUUCCAGCACCUGAUAAAACUGUCAUGGUAAACAUUACACAAAUAAUAACCUUAAUGCAAAAACUACAGAAACUGAGAAAUGUCUUCAAAGUUGGGUCUAAAUACUCCUUGAAAUCCAUGAUGUCUAAAUCAAUGAGGGGUGAAGAAAAACUAUUGACAAAAGUGGAUAGCUGUGAAACUGUGGAGCGGCAAAUUGAAGAAUUCCUAAAAACUCACUCUACUGAAGAAUCUGUGGAUCUUUCUGCAACAGAACCACAAACUUCUUAUUCAGUGACUAAUCAGUUGAAUGCAAUGUUGAAAAUGUUUGAAAAGGAGGAAAGUGAAUUGGAGAGAGCUAAGAAUGAUCAAAUUUUGUUAGAGGCUAAAUGCAAACAGAUGCAAAGUGAUUUUGAAUUGUUGUUAGAGGAGAACUCAGUGAUGGAAAAUGAAUCACAAAAGUUGAAGGAUACAGAGAAAAGCCCACAGAAAACAAAGCCUACACAUGAUCAAACAAAGAAAACUGUUAAACCUGAGAAGAAAAAAGGCAAAGAAAAAUCUGAGGAUUCAGAACAGAAAAUGCCUAUAGGCCAAGAGCUUAAAGUGAAAGAUUUUGCUUCAAGUCCAGAAAGUAGCAGAUGA
Heterocephalus glaber (naked mole-rat) is the source of this 984-nucleotide messenger RNA. Lineage: Eukaryota; Metazoa; Chordata; Mammalia; Rodentia; Bathyergidae. The record is from RefSeq and is a predicted model, not a curated record.